This is a messenger RNA of Ochotona princeps (American pika), 963 nucleotides long. RefSeq lists its product as uncharacterized. NCBI's taxonomy places the organism in Eukaryota, Metazoa, Chordata, Mammalia, Lagomorpha, Ochotonidae. The coding region runs from base 88 to 963 and encodes 291 amino acids. The transcript is spliced from 3 exons. The record is from RefSeq and is a predicted model, not a curated record.
GGCUCUCUUUCCAAGGAAGCGACAACUCUCCAGAAGAUUCUACCUAGACCCAGGUUCUGGAAUAGGAGCUUCAGCCUGUUGUCUGGGAUGUGCCCAGGGCUGUACUCUGCCCUUUGUCUUGCCCAGAGCUCAAUAGCUAUGCCCCUGGAGUUUUGGUCAGUGGGCCUGGUGGUCCUGCUGCUCACGCUCGGGAGGACCCAUGGAGAUUCGGUAACCCAGACAGAAGGUCUUGUCAUCCUCUCCGAGGGGGCACGUCUCAUCCUGAACUGCACCUACCAAACCAGCUACUCGGAAUUCCUUUACUGGUACAUCCAGAAUUUCAAUCAAGCUCCCCAGUUGCUCCUGAAAAGCGCCACAGACAACCAUCAAGUGGAGCAUGAAGGUUUCCAGGCCACCCUGGUUAAGAAGGACAGCUCCUUCCACCUGCAUAAAUCCUCAGUGCGGGUAUCAGACUCAGCUGUGUACUACUGUGCCAUGAGAGGCACCGUGAGAAAAAGCACCGGGGAGCCAGAGCACAAACCCGGGGCCAGCAGGUGGCACCUGCGUAUGGCAGCCCUGUGUGGGGAGAGUUACAGCUUCUCUCCAGAGUCAGGAUCUAAACUGGGGACAACUGGAGGAGAGGGACAAAUUCCAGCUUUGGUGCCUCACAACCCAUGGCUGAGUGGAGAAAACCAGUUGGAACAGAGUCCUCGUUCCCUGGGAGUCCAGGAGGGAGAUGCCACCUUGAUGAGCUGCACCCACCAAGUCAAUGGUCUUGGAAAUCUACAGUGGUACAAGCAGGUUCCAGGGGAAGGUCCCAAACUCCUGUUUUUCAUGUAUUCCAUUGGGGAUGCAAAGCAGGAAGGAAGACUUCGAGCCACACUCUUGAAGAAUGGCAGCAACUUGUCCAUCACAGCCUUGCAGCCCGAAGACUCUGCCACCUACCUCUGUGCUGCCACCACAGUGCUCCCCAGACAUCUGUGA